AUGUCCAACUGUCCCAUGUCCAACUGCCCCAUGUCCAACUGUCCCAUGUCCAACUGCCCCAUGUCCAACUGCCCCAUGUCCAACUGUCCCAUGUCCAACUGUCCCAUGUCCAACUGUCCCCAUAAUCCCAACUGUCCCAUGUCCAGCUGUCCCAUGUCCAACUGCUGUCCAACUGUCCCAUGUGCCCCAUGUCCCAACUGUCCCAACUGUCCAUGUCCAUGUCAUGCCCCAUGUCCAACUGUCCCAUGUCCCAGUGCCCCAUGUCCAUGUCCCAUGUCCAACUGUCCCAUGUCCAACUGUCCCGUGUCCAAAUGUCCCAUGUCCAAAUCCCAUGUCCUGCCCCAUGCGUCCCAUGUCCAACUGUCCCAUGUCCAAUGCCCCAUGUCCAACUGUCCCAUCCCAUGUCCCAAGCUGUCCCAUGUCCAAAUGCCCCAUGUCCAACUGUCCCGUGUCCAACUGCUGUCCCAUGCCCCCAUGUCAACUGUCCCAUGUCCAAUACAUCAGGCCGAGUAUUGCAAAUAUGAAAACUAUAACCACAUUUAUGUUGCAUCGUAA
Messenger RNA from Homarus americanus (American lobster), 555 nucleotides. RefSeq names its product sperm mitochondrial-associated cysteine-rich protein-like. The record is from RefSeq and is a predicted model, not a curated record. Lineage: Eukaryota; Metazoa; Arthropoda; Malacostraca; Decapoda; Nephropidae. The transcript has a single exon. The coding region runs from base 1 to 555 and encodes 184 amino acids.